CUCUAACACUUCCACUAAUUACGGUACUCAAAAAGAGUGUCCGAAUACACUGGAGAUUCCAGCUAGCUACAACUUUACAGACGCGGUAUGCAGUCAUCAUGCCGUUCCUUCUCCCUCUUGUCUUGAUCUUCUGA
Molecule: messenger RNA, 134 nt
Organism: Racocetra persica
Lineage: Eukaryota; Fungi; Glomeromycota; Glomeromycetes; Diversisporales; Gigasporaceae
Source: the annotation of a GenBank genome assembly